AUGCUGCAAGAGAAACAGAAACGCAGCCUGAUAUCGCUAGAAAUAUUCCAAUACAUUCAGCUGAAGGAGUUUAACACUGACACCUUGAAGGAAGUUAUAGUAAGUGUAUUCACAGCUUAUAGUCAACAGUGCACUAGCAAAUUUGGUUGCUUUCCGACCUUUGACUUUGAUGGACAGACGCCGCCAUUGAAGUUUGCAGAGCAUGGCAGCAGUAUGCAGGAGUAUGAGACUGCGUUCGAAACGUGGCAAGGCCAAGAACGUACAGGGAAAUCGCUAGACAGUCGAGGUGUGCCAAUGAAAGAAGACAUCAAAAUGGUGGAUGUGUUCAUACUAUUAGAAGGCAAUGACAGAUGA
Messenger RNA from Sphaeroforma arctica JP610, 354 nucleotides. RefSeq lists its product as hypothetical. Bases 1 to 354 code for a protein of 117 amino acids. NCBI's taxonomy places the organism in Eukaryota, Ichthyosporea, Ichthyophonida. The transcript is spliced from 2 exons. The record is from RefSeq and is a predicted model, not a curated record.